AUGGCUUGUCGACUCUACCUUCACCCGCUGGUCAUAUCGACAGCACAGCAAUUCUUCUUCAUUUACAUUGCAGGCUUCACAUCUCGCACAUCUAUUCUUCGCCCAAUUGGCUUCAUGGUCUUUCUCAUCUCAACAUUCGUUGCGCUCGCUACGUUUGAAGACUUUGUCGAACCGCCAGGAUGGGCCUCUAGAGCCAUCAUCUCUGCAUUUCCGCAAAUCUCAUUGACGUACUUUGAGCGCAUGAUUGUGCGUAAAAUUGCGUACGUUGAAGAUCGCGAGAAGAAAGACCAAGAACCUCAAUCGAGGAUUGCGGAAUUUCGCAAGCGAUAUGUCUUUGGGCAAGAAGUCGCGUCCUCGAUGAGAGGAUUGGGCACGCCUUGGGAGAUCAGAAAUAUUCACCAUUUUGACUCUCGAGACACGACGUACGUGCCUGCUGCGACGCCAUUUGUGUGUAUCAAUCUUCUCAAAGUACUUCUCUGUUAUUUUGUUCACAAGCUGUGCAUCACGACGCAGUUGAGUCUCGAUCAGCAGUACAUGGCUCCAAACUAUGUGCCCAUCUUUCGCCGUGUUAGCGAAGUAUCACUGGCAGAGCUGCAAGUUCGGUAUAUCGCAACCGUCACAACAGUCGUGUCAAUAUUCUGCUUCAUCCAAGGCGGUUACUCCCUCGCCUCCGCAGCAUCUGUGUUAAUGAAUCCGAAAGCCGUCAAAGAUUGGAGACCGAUUUUCGGUGAAUUGACAGAGUCUUGCUGUCUCCGACAGUUCUGGUCGUAA
Fusarium musae is the source of this 771-nucleotide messenger RNA. RefSeq lists its product as uncharacterized. Bases 1 to 771 code for a protein of 256 amino acids. The transcript has a single exon. The record is from RefSeq and is a predicted model, not a curated record. Lineage: Eukaryota; Fungi; Ascomycota; Sordariomycetes; Hypocreales; Nectriaceae.